GCCCAUUUUUGCAUAGCAACCAAACAUCCAAUAUGGCCGACCUUGAGCAAGCUCCAAGUGUUCCAGAAGUACAGAAAAAAGAAGCUGAUCCAGUCAUUCUGGAAAUAAAUCAAAGGAUCGAGGAAGCAUUUGAUAUAUUUGAUCAUGAACAAAACAAGACUGUUGAUGUUAGGGAGGUUGGUACAGUCAUUCGAUCAUUAGGCUGCUAUCCAACACAAUCUGAACUCAACGAUAUGAUACAAGAGAUAGAGGAAGAAGAACCAACUGGUUUCAUACUCUAUGACAAGUUCCAGCCAAUGAUGGCAAGAGUCUUGAUAGAAGGUAGAUACAAGCCAGUCUCUGAGGAACAACUUCUCAAAGCAUUCAAAGUGCUGGAUAAGGACAAGAAGUCAUACUUGACACCAGAACAACUCAAGGAGUACAUGACAACUGAAGGAGAAGCAUUUCAACAAGAAGAGAUUGAAGAGAUGUUGCAAGCAUCAGUCGAUCCUGAAAAGAAAACAAUUAACUAUCAUGAGUUUGUGACAUUAAUACUGGGAGAAGAGAACCAACCGGGCUAAGCUUUCUGAGAGAGAAAAUUCACUGUAAUACUUUUGUGUUUUAUGGAUCAAGACAACAUAAUACAUCUAUACCAUGUUUAUUAACAUU
Messenger RNA from Amphimedon queenslandica, 648 nucleotides. RefSeq names its product EF-hand calcium-binding domain-containing protein 2-like. Bases 33 to 560 code for a protein of 175 amino acids. The transcript is spliced from 5 exons. The record is from RefSeq and is a predicted model, not a curated record. Gene Ontology annotation, molecular function: calcium ion binding. NCBI's taxonomy places the organism in Eukaryota, Metazoa, Porifera, Demospongiae, Haplosclerida, Niphatidae.